Messenger RNA from Frankliniella occidentalis (western flower thrips), 1429 nucleotides. It is a transcript of the gene nmdyn-D7, whose product is annotated as nucleoside diphosphate kinase 7. NCBI's taxonomy places the organism in Eukaryota, Metazoa, Arthropoda, Insecta, Thysanoptera, Thripidae. The transcript has 4 exons. Gene Ontology annotation, biological process: UTP biosynthetic process; CTP biosynthetic process; GTP biosynthetic process. Gene Ontology annotation, molecular function: nucleoside diphosphate kinase activity. Gene Ontology annotation, cellular component: centrosome. Bases 184 to 1332 code for a protein of 382 amino acids. The record is from RefSeq and is a predicted model, not a curated record.
ACACAUUCGGCGUAGCCUCUCACUAGGUAGUAGUACCCUUAAAGUUAUCUGGGUUAUCUAUCGUACAUUACAUUGUCCGGCAUCCAUUUGUAAACAAACCAAAGACUCAAAAUUCAAACUGCCAAUACAAAGUGUACGUUAAUUAUUAAUCUGCUUCAUACCGCUUCGUCAAUCAGCCAUAAUAUGGAGGAAGAUAUAUCUACUGCUCGAUACUGUUUUAAGGGAGAGUGGAAAGAGGUGGAAAAUUGUAAAGUGACUGAGUUUUUAAUAACGUAUUUCCCUGGUGAUAGUAGUAUUGAACUGUUUGACCUUAAAAAGCACCGAUUGUUUUUGAAGCGGAACAAGUGUCAUCAGGUUGCAUUGAAAGAUCUUUUUGUUGGCAAUUCGGUCAACAUUUUUAGCCGUCAAAUAACUAUUACUGAUUAUGGUGACAGUAUGACAAAACAGCGACUUUCUAUAAAAAUGCAGAAGACCUUUGGCUUAUUGCAAUCAAAUCAAAUAAAAAAUCUAGGACCUAUUCUCGAAGCAAUCCAAGAAGGUGGCUUUACUAUUGGUCGGAUGCGAAUGAUCAGUCUUACCAGAGAACAAGCACUUGUAUUAUUCAAGAAUGUCAAAGAAGCUGUUCUACAGAAUGAUCUUGUGACACACACAAUAUCCGGCCCAGUUGUUGUAUUGGAAUUGCUUGGAAAUAAUGCCAUUCAAAGUUGGGCUGAUUUCAUUGGUCCCAUGGAUCCAGAGGAAGCUAAGAGGAGUUCACCAACUAGCCUGAUUGCAAAAUAUGGACAUGAUUGUUCAAGAAAUGGCUUUUUUGCUUCCAACAUUUCCGAAGAAGUGGAACAUCUCCUCUCCCUCUUUUUUCCUGAAAGAUGUAACCCACAGCACCAAGUCUCAUCAUUGGUUGCAAACAUAAAAAAUUGUACCUGCUGCAUAGUGAAACCACAUGCAUUCCAGAUGGGAUUAUUGGGGCCUAUUGUAAGUUCAAUUCAAAAGGCUGGUUUUGAAAUAACUGGUCUCCGCUUGGUUCUACUUGAUCAUUCAGCCGCUGAGGAAUUUCUGGAAAUAUAUAGCACAGUUCUGCCAGAGUUUCCAGCAAUGGUAACCCAGCUCUGCAGUGGAUCUUGUGUUGCAAUGGAGAUAUGUGGGAAGGGUGAUAACACUCCAACACAAUUUAGGGAAUUCGUGGGACCAUCUGAUCCUGAAAUUGCCAAGAAGCUACGCCCCAAUAGUUUAAGAGCUCGCUUUGGUGUGAAUAAGAUACAAAAUGCCGUCCACUGCACUGAUUUGCCAGAUGAUGCUGAGCUAGAACUCGAAUACUUUUUUAGGCUUUUGUAAAAUUUCCAAUUACUUAUGAAAAUUAAGAAAAAUGGUUUUGUCAAUUAACUAAAUUUAUUGUAUGUACAUUUUGUAGUAAAAUAGGUGACAUAUCCGA